UUUGCUUUCCUCAAACACCGAACUCACCAUCCUCAACAAACACCAAAAUUACCUUCUCUUCAUUUUCCUCCUCGACAUUUACAAUCAUUUCAUUUACGCCCUCGUCUUCGCUGCAUCAUGUGUGGAGGUGCUAUAAUCUCCGACUUCAUUCCGGCCACGCCGUCUGGCCGGGCCAACCUCUGGUCCGAUCUGAAGAAACCUGGGUCUAAGUCCGGAUCGGGCAAACGGCACCGGAAGCAGGUGACCAAUUUCGCUGAUGACUUCGAGGCUGACUUUCAGGAGUUCAAGGAUGAGGAAUCGGACGUCGAUUUCGAUGAUGGCUAUUUAGCCGAUGUCAAGCCGUUUGCUUUCUCUUCUUCAACGAAAACCGCUUCUGGUGUUUCUUGUGGCUCGAAUACUGUAAAAUCUGUGGAAUUUACUGGGCAAGCUGAGAAAUCUGCAAAAAGAAAGAGGAAGAACCAGUACAGGGGAAUUAGGCAGCGUCCAUGGGGUAAAUGGGCUGCUGAGAUCCGUGAUCCUAGGAAAGGGGUUAGGGUUUGGCUAGGGACUUUUAAUACUGCUGAAGAAGCUGCUAGAGCCUAUGAUGCUGAGGCAAGGAGAAUACGAGGCAAGAAAGCUAAGGUGAAUUUCCCAGAUGAAACCCCUAAUGUUUCUCCUAAGUGUUCAGUGAAGUCGAUCGCUCAGAAACCACUUUUGAAGGCAAAUCCAAUUCCUGUUCAACCAAACCUCAACCUGAGUUUCAAUUACGUGAACAAUUCGGAACAGGACUACUACAAUUCCAUGAGUUUUGUGGAAGAGAAACCAGCAAUGAAUCAGUUUGCAUGCAUGGAUUCCUUCCCUGCUAAUGGUGAUGUUGGACUCAAGCCCCUUGCUCCAUCUCACAAUUCUCCCCUGUAUUUUAGUUCAGAUCAAGGAAGUAACUCUUUUGAUUGUUCUGACUACGGCUGGGGAGAACAAGGUGCAAAGACUCCUGAAAUAUCAUCUGUUCUUACAGCUUGCAUUGAAGGUGACGAGUCUGAGUAUUCAGAUGAUGCUAACCCAAAGAAGAAGCUGAAGUCAAACUCUGACAAUUUGAUUCCUGUAGAAGACAAUAAUAGUACAAAUGGUAUGUCUGAAGAGCUCCUGGCUUUUGAUAAUCAGAUGAAGUACCCUCAGACCCCAUUCCCGGAGGGUAACUGGGCUGCUUCAAUCGACAACUUCCUGAAUGGGGAUGCAACUCAGGAUGGUGGGGACACAGUGGACCUUUGGAGCAUUGAUGACCUCUCUGCCUUGUUUUUGAAUCCGGGUUUCUGAGCAAUCUUCUCCCGUGCUUGCUAGUUUUGUAAAUAAAGCUACAUGUUAGACCUGGAAUCUGUCAUGAAGUUGGGAGUAAAACUGCUGAGCCUGCUUAAGUCUUUGCUGGAUAAUUUUAAGGAUUCUUAGUAUAAUAGGGAGUAUGUAGGCUUCUAAAUCCUCCUUACCUAUCCGUGAGACUUUUAACUUCAAAGUUUAAAUAUGCGUGAGUGUAUGUGUUUAUGUAUUGUUUAUGGAGUACUAAAACCAGUUGAAUAAUAAUUUUGCUGUUUGUUCCCUUAUUUUCCCUCAUCGUUUUGAAGAGGGCACAAUUUUGCAUCUGUUUAACCGUCUAGUCGGCUGCUGAUCUCUUACUGU
Rubroshorea leprosula is the source of this 1650-nucleotide messenger RNA. The record is from the annotation of a GenBank genome assembly. NCBI's taxonomy places the organism in Eukaryota, Viridiplantae, Streptophyta, Magnoliopsida, Malvales, Dipterocarpaceae.